This is a messenger RNA of Egretta garzetta (little egret), 2249 nucleotides long. It is a transcript of the gene DHX58, whose product is annotated as DExH-box helicase 58. Lineage: Eukaryota; Metazoa; Chordata; Aves; Pelecaniformes; Ardeidae. Gene Ontology annotation, cellular component: cytoplasm. The annotation marks the transcript as partial. Gene Ontology annotation, molecular function: hydrolase activity; zinc ion binding; DNA binding. Gene Ontology annotation, biological process: positive regulation of interferon-beta production; response to virus; innate immune response. The transcript is spliced from 11 exons. The record is from RefSeq and is a predicted model, not a curated record.
ACGGCCAUCAGCGGGGACAGCAGCCACAAGUCCUUCUUCGCCUUCGUGGUGAAGCAGAGCGACGUCGUCAUCUGCACGGCCCAGAUCCUGCAGAAAGCCCUGGUCAGCAGGGAGGAGGACACGCACGUGGAGCUGACGGAUUUCUCACUGCUGGUGAUAGACGAGUGCCAUCACACCCACAAGGAAGCCGUCUACAACAAAAUCAUGCUGAAUUACCUCCAGCGCAAGCUCCAGGGGCAGCAGAACCUGCCACAGGUCCUGGGCCUGACGGCAUCUCCCGGCACCGGGGGGGCAACCUCCUUCGAGGGGGCCGUAGAGCACGUCUUUCAGAUCUGUGCCAACCUGGACGCUGAGAAAAUCACGUCAGCGCAGGAGGAGCUGCAGCACCUGCAGAGCCACGUCCCCCAGCCCAAGAAGCAGUACGACCUCUGCCAGGAGAGAGUGCAGGACCCCUUUGGCGAGCGGCUGAAGAAGGUGAUGGAGCAGAUCCAGCAGUACAUGGAGAUGCCCAGCCUGCCGCGGGACUUUGGCACGCAGAUUUACGAGCAGCGCAUCGUGGAGCUGGAGAAGAGAGCGGCAGAGACGUUUUGUCGCAAGAUGCGGGUGUGCGCGCUGCACUUGCGCAAGUACAACGACGCUUUGCUGAUCAACGACACGGUGAGGAUGAUCGACGCCUUCCAGUGCCUCCAGCAGUUCUACGCCACCGAGCGGGACAUGAAGGACCCCACCGAACAGUUCCUUACUACCAUGUUUGAGGAGAACAGGAUGAGCCUGCAGGCGCUCGCUGGGGACCAGCGCUAUGAGAACCCCAAGCUGGGCAAGCUGGAGGAGAUCCUGCGGGAGCACUUCCAGCCCCUGGGCGCUUCUCGUGGCAUCGUCUUCACCAAGACCCGGCAGAGCGCCCACAGCUUGCUCAGCUGGCUGCAGGACACAGCCCUGCUCUGCAGGCAGCACAUCAAGGCUGCCGUCCUCACCGGCGCUGGCUACAGCAACCAGACCAGGCACAUGACGCAGAACGAGCAGCAGGAUGUGAUCAAGCUGUUCCGCGAGGGAGCCCUCAACCUGCUCUUCUCCACCAGUGUGGCCGAGGAGGGGCUGGAUAUCCCCGAAUGCAACAUCGUGGUCCGCUACGGGCUGAUGACCAACGAGAUCGCCAUGAUGCAGGCCCGGGGCCGUGCCCGUGCCAAGGACAGCGUCUACUCCAUCCUCGCCAAAGCCAACAGCAGGGAGGUCUCCCGUGAGCUGCUCAACGAGGACCUCGUGGAGCUCAUGGAGAGGGCGAUCAGAGCGGUGCAGGCCAUGCCCGAGCAGGAGUACCGCCUCAAGAUCAGGGAGCUGCAGCGAGUUGCCGUUGCCAGUUGGCUGAUGAAGGAGGCCAGGAUCAGUGAAAGGCGGCAGUUGCACGACCCGGAUGCCGUUUACCUCUACUGCGUCAACUGCAACACGGCGGUGUGCCGCGGCAGCGACAUCCGCACCGUGGAGGGCAUGCACCACGUUAACAUCAACCCCAACUUCGGGUUGUAUUACAGAGCUUCCUCUGGGAAAAUACAGUUCCAGCGGACUUUCAAGGACUGGGAGCCCGGCUGCCGCAUCGUGUGCAGUGAGUGCAGCCAGGACUGGGGAAUGGAGAUGAUCUACCGGCAGGUGAAGCUGCCCAUCCUCUGCAUCAAAAACUUUGUGGUGGAGACCCCAGCUGAGAAGAAGAAGUACAAGAAGUGGAGUGCCGUGACGUUCCCCGUCAAGGAGUUCGACUACCUGGAGUACUGCUCCAGCACCUAUGACAAGUCCUUUUAGCGUGGGCUCUGCUCAGAAGAGGACUAUUCCUAGGCCACAUCCUGGGACAGUGGGACCCUUCCCGUUGCCCUUGGCAUGGGACCCUGCCUCCAGGCUUGUGCAGACUGAAAGCCAGGGCUCGCUCCUCUUUUCCGCGCUGGACCGAGUCAUCGCAGCACAUCUCUUGCUAGAGCCUGCGAUCGCAGGGGGAGGCUUUGCUGCACCCACACUGAAAGGAUGAGAAACUGGGAUGGGAAAGCAUCCAAACCCUCCCCUGCCUACUGCUCCCGUGCCGAUGCCUUCCCCUCCUGCCCCCCUAGUGCUGCCAGGCUUGGGGGACUCUCUCCACAGCCAUGCCAGGAGAACCACUCAUUUCACAUGGGCCCAGGACACAGCCCAGAAUUUCUCUGGGAGCUUCUGGUCUGCUUUGUUGAGUUUGAUGGUCCUCCAUUAAAAACGUGGGUGUGCACGCUGGG